AAGGUCUCCUUUCGGACACUAGCUUGGCCAAAUGUUGACGACAAGGAGUCUCUCGAGACAUUGCUCGAGAACUUGUAAAUGGUCUUUAUCGUCUCUUCUUCAAUCAGAUUCCUCCAGGAAUCUGGUUUUGUCAUCGAAUCCGGUUACAAGCAAUGUGAUGCUUCAGCCUGGUAGCUCUAAUGAAUUCAACUCCAGUUCAUUGAUGCAUCAAGUCUUCAAGGGAUGGUCUCGAGCUAUGUCUACAUCGAGAGGAAGGAGCAUGAGGAGUAAAGUUGAGAGUAGGAUGAGGAAAGAGUCUGGUAAGACGUUAAGAGAGAUUAGGAGAGCUAAGAAAUUGAAGAAGAAACUCAUGACUGAUGAAGAAAGACUCAUCUACAACCUCAAAAGGGCGAAGAAGAAAGUUGCACUUCUAUUGCAAAAGCUCAAGAAGUACGAUCUUCCUGAGCUGCCAUCUCCUGUUCAUGAUCCUGAGCUUUUCACACCGGAGCAGAUCCAAGCGUUCAAGAAAAUCGGUUUCAAGAAUAAAAACUACGUCCCUGUUGGUGUUCGUGGAGUCUUUGGAGGAGUGGUCCAGAACAUGCAUAUGCACUGGAAGUUUCAUGAGACGGUGCAGGUUUGCUGCGAUAACUUCCCAAAGGAAAAGAUUAAAGAGAUGGCCACCAUGAUAGCGAGACUUAGCGGCGGGGUAGUCAUUAAUAUACAUAACGUGAAGACUAUUAUUAUGUUCCGUGGUAGAAACUACAGGCAGCCUAAGAACCUUAUCCCUGUCAACACUCUCACAAAACGGAAGGCUUUGUUUAAAGCGAGAUUUGAGCAAGCACUUGAAUCUCAGAAGCUGAACAUCAAGAAAACAGAACAGCAGCUAAGGAGAAUGGGUGUUAACCCCGAAGAUCCGGUUGCCAUGGCUAGCAUCCAGAGAGUUGCCUCAACGUUCUUCAACGCAAUCGACAAAAAAGAAGGAAGUCCAUAUGUCUUCCAUGGAGAUAAACAAUCAGAGCGAGGGACUAGUGUGGUGAAUACGGAAGAAACAGAACCGGCUGAUGAAGAUAGUGACCAGGAGGAGCUAGACAGAUUCAUAGCUGAGAUAGAAGAGGCGGCAGACAAGGAGUGGGAGGAAGAGGAGGCUGCGGAGCAAGAGGAAUCUGGUAGAAUCAGGUAUUGGAACCGAGAGGAGUUUGCAGGAAGAAGCAGAGGACCUGAGAUGCGUAGCUACGGAGACUCGAGUCAUGGCUUUAGAAGAAAUGAGAGGGAUACACGUAGCCAGAGGAGAUCCAACGAUAGUGAUGAUGAUGAUGAUAAUGACACUGAUCAAUUGGAUUCUGAGGAUGAUGAUGAGAUCCCAAAGAGGUUUGAUAGGCCAAGAUCAAAUACAAGAAGGCAGGGUCAGGGACAGGAUUUUAUGAGAAGAAGCCAUGAUCCUCGACCUCGAGUGAGGAGUGAUGAAGAUGUGUUGAGUGAUCUUGAUAGCACAAUGUGGGAUUCAGGAGAUGAAGAAGAUGCACCAGCUAAUUAUAUUUCGAGCAGCGACGAGGAGGACGAAGAUGAAAACAAAACUAAACAACCAAGGUUCAGUAACAACAAUUCGAAGACCAAGAGUGGAAAACAAAGGGAUGAGGAUUGUGAUAGUGAUUAGAAAAUGAGGAACAUGAGAUCACAGAGUUCUGAUCUUUUUAUUUGUCAUCCUUGGUUUCGGAUUAUUAAAUGAGAACUGAAAGAUUUUAAACUGUGUUCUGAAUAUUGAAAGCUGAUAAGGUUCUAUUGUUGGCUUUGGUUUGUAUGAUUCACUGGAAGACAAAGCAUUUCGGGUAUCUGUUUGCUUUAUUUCGGGUUUCGUAUUUUUCAAAAGAUAUAGGACAUGUGCGCGUA
This is a messenger RNA of Brassica oleracea var. oleracea, 1866 nucleotides long. RefSeq lists its product as uncharacterized. Lineage: Eukaryota; Viridiplantae; Streptophyta; Magnoliopsida; Brassicales; Brassicaceae. The record is from RefSeq and is a predicted model, not a curated record. The transcript has 4 exons. Gene Ontology annotation, molecular function: RNA binding. The coding region runs from base 32 to 1633 and encodes 533 amino acids.